Molecule: messenger RNA, 879 nt
Organism: Salvelinus sp. IW2-2015
Lineage: Eukaryota; Metazoa; Chordata; Actinopteri; Salmoniformes; Salmonidae
Source: RefSeq, a predicted model, not a curated record
AUGACGAUACUGCAUUUGUCGAAGAAGGCAGCGAUUAGCUUUGAGGAGCUGUGGGAGGCCAUAAGAGAGUCUGGAGCAGGUGGACCAGCCGCUUGGUUUAAUCCCACCCAGGACCCCAGCACAGCCCCACUCCUUGCUCCAGCUAAAGUCACAGCCUCCCAGACCCUAUCCCUAUUGCGGGGACAGGCCCAGAACAGGUUCCUGGAGGUCAUAGAGUCACGUCCCACAGAGCUAGACCUACAGAGGACCAGUUUGAUUGUAGCUCCAGAGCUGAAGAGAUGUCUUGCACAGUUGGGCCUCAACUUAGAGGACCGGGAGUUUGAGAAGCUUUGGAAGAAAUUUGACAGCGAAGGACUUGGAGCCGUGAAAGUGAGAGGUUUGCUAAGGAAACUUGGACUGAGCCAGAGAAAGACCUCAGACACCAAUGAUAAUAAUGAUCAUCAAGUUUCAUCUUCUAUCAAUGGUGAAGACACCAAAGCCAGACCCAGGGCCCUGUCGAAGUCGGAGGAGGAGCGUGGGGUAUCCAUCGCCAUGGAGAAGUGGCUGAAGGACAAGUUUAGGGAGGGCGUCCAGAGAAUGAAAUCCCAGUUUGACCAACUGGAUCCAGACCAGACCUGCAAGGUGGGCCUGGAGGAGUUUCUGCAGGUGCUGAAGAUCUUUGGCCUGAAUCUAAAAAGGGAGCAUGUGGGCUUGUUUUUGGCUCGCUGUGGCCUGGGACUCAACAAGACAGGUGUGAUCCAUUACCCAGAGUUCCUCCGCAUGUUUCAGGACCGCAGCGAGGAAGGGGUCACACACAGGAUCCUAUCCAACCCACAACACAGGUCAGAGGUCACAGCCAGACAGUUACAAUCCAAUGGGCAAAACUGGUUGUAUCCUUGA